AUGACAAGUCUAGCUUAUUUCUUCUUCAUCCUGAGUUUAUUUUUUGCCACCCUUCUCAACCCAGUUCGCUCCCACGUGGAUGAAUAUUUAUUCUUCUUUGGGGAUGGACUGUAUGAGGUGGGCAAUACUACGAACAUUACACGUCCUGAUAAAUAUCUUCCCACUUAUCAUGCACCAUAUGGCACCAACUUCUUCAACCAUUCUGCUACAGGAAGAUAUUCUGAUGGCCGCAUAAUUCCUGAUUUUAUUGGUAAAAACGGUGGGUUGCCUUUGAUUCCUUCUUUCCAUAGCAAGGAUGAUCCAUAUUUCACUAAUGGUGCUAACUUUGCUUCAGAAGGUGCAACUGCUCAGAUAAGCAAUUUUCAGGUGAACCUUACAGGCCAGGUUGAGCUUUUCAAGAAGGUGAAAGAGAUAUGGGGAGAGCAUAUACAAAAUGAUACUGAAGUCAGUAGGAGGUUGCAGAAGGCUGUUUACUUUAUUUCCAUCGGUGCUCAGGAUUAUAUAAAUUACGAAGCCCCUUAUAGGAGGAUUUUGGAUUCUACUUUAGAGGAUAAAGUGGUUAAUAACAUAUCUGACGCCAUCAAGAAUUUGUAUGAUCUUGGCGCAUGGAGAUUUGUAGUUCAGAAUGUGGCAAAAUUAGGUACCAUCCCUUUUGUUCGUCAAAUAUUUGACGACAGAAGUCAGGAGCUUCUAUCAACAAGGGCACAAGCACACAAUGGUAUACUACCUGGAAAACUUAAGGUCAUAAAAGACAAUAAUCCGAAAUUCAAUUAUACAGUCUUUGAUUACUAUACUGCCAUCGAGAAAUUGAUUGAUUACUUCAUAGUGGACAUUGCUUGCUGUGGCAAUUCAACGUAUCGUGGGCAAGCUUGUGGAUCUUUGGAUUAUGAAUUUUGUGUGUGUGGUAAUAAGACUGAGUAUUUGUUUUUUGAUGGUACCCAUCACACUGAUGCUGGCAAUAAAGUACUAGCUAAAUUUAUGUGGAACAAUAAAUCAUGA
This is a messenger RNA of Hevea brasiliensis (rubber tree), 999 nucleotides long. RefSeq names its product GDSL esterase/lipase-like. The transcript is spliced from 4 exons. Gene Ontology annotation, molecular function: hydrolase activity, acting on ester bonds. Lineage: Eukaryota; Viridiplantae; Streptophyta; Magnoliopsida; Malpighiales; Euphorbiaceae. Bases 1 to 999 code for a protein of 332 amino acids. The record is from RefSeq and is a predicted model, not a curated record.